This is a messenger RNA of Auanema sp. JU1783, 2532 nucleotides long. NCBI's taxonomy places the organism in Eukaryota, Metazoa, Nematoda, Chromadorea, Rhabditida, Rhabditidae. The record is from the annotation of a GenBank genome assembly.
AUGAAGACAUCAUUUUUCCGCUGUGUUAACCCUUUUGGGAUUCUCCAAGAUUUCUUGGCUCACUGCUUCUAUAACUAUGGUCUCUAUAUCAGUAAGCAUCCUAAGAUGUUUGCUCUUGGUCCUCUCAUUUUGACAUGCAUUCUUAGUUUUGGCAUUUUGAAUGUUCGCAUGGAGGAUGAUCUUCGGUUUCUCUACUCACCAGCUAAUUCAAAAUCUCGUCUUGAAUACCAAGUUCAUAAAGCUUUCAGUGGUGACUCAUUGAAUAAUUCUUUCCUCUCCAUCACAGUCGAAUCUAAAGAUGACGAUACGAAUUUGCUUAAUAAGGAUAGGGGACAGCUUAUCAAGAAGUUCAAUAGAUUCGUGUUAGAAAACAUGACUAUCACCUUAGAUGGUCAAACGAUCAAUUUCGGAAAUGAAGUUUGCCCCAAGUUGAAACAAUGUACUCUGUCGAAUACCAUUGUUGAUAUCUUCAUGGAUACUUUCUGGAGCACCAAGUUACGAAGUGAUCCGAGAAUCAAGUUCGAAUAUCCAACUAUGAAAUUCUUCGAGACUAAACUCUUCCUUCCAACUCAUUUCUAUGGAGUUCAGGAAGGGGGACCGUUAGGUAUGGAAAGAAUUGAAAUGAUUCAUCUCAUUUAUCAAAUACCAUCUUAUGAACAGCAUACCUCAGAGGAAGUGUCAAAAGCCUUUGAACUUUCCCUCCGUGAAAUUCUCAACCGAGAUGGUUUUCCUUUCAAAACUUCCGUGUUCAGUCUUUCUAUACUAAAAGAUGAAAUGCAGAAGAAUGCCACUUAUACUAUCCCAUUCAUAUCCCUCACUAUUCUGUUACUUCUGAGUUUCACUGUAGGAUCCUGCAUGACAGGUGAUUGGGUGACAUCUAAGCCCAUAGAAGCGAUGAUAGGUAUCUUAACUUCUUCGAUGGCUAUCAUAAGUUCUGCUGGUAUUCUCUUCGCACUCGGAGAGCCAUUUAUUUAUCAGGUGACCGUUAUGCCUUUCAUAGCACUAGCCAUAGGUGUAGAUGACGUUUAUGUCAUGUUAGGUGCUUGGCAAGAUACAAAGAGAACGUUACCUCCAAACAAACGUAUGGCAUUAGCAUUAGAAGAAGCAGGAAGUGCAAUCUCCGUUACCUCCAUCACAUCUAUACUCUCAUUCGGAAUCGGAACAUUCUCUUCCACACCCGCCAUAUCAAUUUUUUGUAGAUUUAUAUCGGUCGCAGUUUUAUUUGAUUGGUUUUAUCAGUUGACAUUCUUUGCCGCGGUUAUGGUAUUGGGUGCUCGACGCGAGUCAGCAGGGUACCAUUGUGUUUUUGUUUGGAAGAAGUGUCCCAAGGAAGAAAUAGCUAAAGCAAAAGAACCUGAUGCCAUGUCGCCUACCAGACAUUUCUUUUCCAAUAUUUUCGCUCCCAUCAUAUGCCAUCCACUAGUUCGUAUCGCUCUGUUCUUCACCUAUGCUGUGUAUAUCAUUCUGGCGUUUUAUGGAUGUUCUUUGCUUCAUCCUAACUUGACUCCAUCCAGACUGGUCGUUGAUGAUUCUCCUCUCAUCGAUUAUUUGCAUUUGGCUGAGAACAAAAUUUGGGCCGAAGGCUUAAUUGGAAGAGUUUACGUUACCAAUGCUCCUGAUUUUAGGAAGAAUCCAGAAAAGAUUGAGACUUUCCUUCAAAUGGUGCACGAGCUUGAGACUACUCCAUAUUCGAUGGGACCAAACUCUACUUCCCUUUGGCUUCAAGACUUCAACCACUACCGACAGUUCUUCACAGAAGGAGAUGACAGAUUCUAUCACACCUUGAAGUCGUUCACACAAGUUUCAUUCAACAAUCACUGGGAAACAGAUCUGCAAUGGACCACUGAUGCAAAAGGCGAACCAGUUGUUGACAAGUUUAUGUUCACGACAGCCUUCAAGAUUGCAAGUUGGAAUGUUCGUACAGAGCUUCUGCUCAUGUGGAGGAAUAUAACAUCCCAUUACCCUGAAUUCCAAGCAUUGGUUUUUGACGAGAACAACUUUUACAGUGACCAAAUGUUGGAACUCCAAACAACUACAUUACAGUCCUUGGGAACAGCUAUUCUGACGUUGAUCACAGUGUGUAUUGUGUUUGUUGCUGAAUCUCAGAUCGUAUUCUGGGUAGUUUUCACUUUGAUUUCAAUGGAUAUAGGAACGGCAGGUUUUCUCUCGUUAUGGGGUGCUGAUCUUGACCCAACGACAGUAGUAAACAUAUUGAUGUCAAUUGGCCAAUGCAUUGAUUUCGCUACUCACGUCGGCUACAGGAUAUAUCGUUCAGAGUUCACAGAUCCGGAUGAAAGAAUCCGAGAUGCUCUGGGAGCAAUUGGAUGGCCAGUUCUCCAGGCUGGUACUUCUACUCUUUUAGCUAUUGUCGUGAUGAUACUUGUUCCUUCGAAUGCAGUUCGAAUGUUCGCUAGAACAUCCGUGCUUGUCGUAGCAACUGGUUUGUUCCAUGGUCUUCUGAUUUUGCCCAUAACUAUAAGAACGUUUGCCAGUUCAGCGAAAGCACGAGACUCAACUGCUGUUAAACACUGA